This is a messenger RNA of Mizuhopecten yessoensis (Yesso scallop), 4286 nucleotides long. Its product is annotated as battenin-like. Gene Ontology annotation, cellular component: lysosome; membrane. The coding region runs from base 99 to 1463 and encodes 454 amino acids. The transcript has 15 exons. Lineage: Eukaryota; Metazoa; Mollusca; Bivalvia; Pectinida; Pectinidae. The record is from RefSeq and is a predicted model, not a curated record. Gene Ontology annotation, biological process: regulation of intracellular pH; lysosome organization.
CAUUGAGUAGAAUGUUGGCUCCAGCUGUCAAUAUUUCUCAAAGUUUUAUGAACAAAAGGUUGCCAUUCUUAUAACUUACACUCAAAAUACACAAUGUAAUGGAGAAGAUUGCUACACAAGAAAUAGAACAGGCAGCCACCACAAGUUCGGAUAUAGAAGAAAACGGGCAAAUCUCAGAAACCAAAGAUAACGAGACGUCUACAAAAAAUUGGGAAACUGAAGAAAACAAUACGAUGCCUAACGAAAUACCACACAAGAAACGAAACCUGUUUGGGUUCUGGUGGCUUGGCCUAUGUAACAACUUUGCCUAUGUUAUAAUGCUGAGUGCUGCCCAUGAUAUUCUCAAAGAGCAGGGAGGAGGCCAUUCCAGUGACACCAACUCUAACGCCACAACUGUUGCUCCUGUCAAUAGUAGCUUCGAAUAUCUCCAGUGUAACCCAAUAUCUACAGGGGCAAUCCUUUUGGCAGACAUAUUACCGACCUUACUCAUCAAAUUAACUGCACCCUUUUAUGUCCAGCGACUAAGCUACAGGUUCAAGGUUUCCACAGUGACGUUGUUUUGCUUUUUAAGCUUUAUAUUGGUAGGAUUUUCUCAGGGGAUCUGGAUGAGCAUAACUGGGGUGGUUUGUGCUAGUAUUGGAGGUGGUCUAGGGGAGGUAACUUAUCUCAGCUACUCAGCGUUUUUCCACAGAAAUGUGGUAUCGGCCUACUCGUCGGGAACAGGUGGUGCCGGCGUGUUUGGGGCCCUGGUGUACGCAGGACUGACCACUGCUGGUCUAUCACCUAAGGCCACCACACUGUGUAUGGUCAUCAUACCUGUGAUCAUGGCUGUCAAUUUUUUUCUGGUGGUAAAGAAACCCCUUGGACAUUCUACCCCCGAGUCAGACAGUUCGUUACUACUGAUGGAAGAGACUAAGAAGUCAAAAAGAAUAGAGUUAUCAGCAAAACAGAAAGUAGCCCUAGUUGUGCCGUUGCUGAAGUACAUGGUGCCCCUGAUGCUGGUGUACUUCGCAGAGUACUUUAUCAAUCAGGGUCUACACGAAAUAUUAUAUUUCAAUAAUAUCUGGCUGACUAAAGCAGAACAAUAUAGAUGGUAUCAGGUUGACUACCAGCUUGGCGUGUUUAUAUCAAGAUCGUCGGUGAAUUUGCUGGAAAUAAAAAAACUGUGGUUUUUACCUGUCCUUCAGUUUAUCAACAUGGGGAUACUACUGCUCCAAGUGUUUUACCAGUUCAUACCCAGUAUUUGGAUCGUGCUGGCUAUCGUCCUGUACGAGGGUCUCCUGGGAGGAGCUGCAUUUGUCAACACUUUCUUCAGGAUUUCAACGAAGGUUGAGCCGGAGUACCGGGAGUUUAGUAUGGGCGUCGCAUCCAUGGCGGACUCUGUCGGUAUCGCGCUGGCGGGUACCGUGACCAUUCCAAGCCACAAUCGCAUUUGUGCACUAAACAUUCUUGUUCCAAAAUAAUUUUAGACUGCUAAUUAAUCACAUAUUACCACUUACUGUUUUAUUUUUAUAUUUGGACCAAUUCUUGAUUUUAUGCUGGUGUAUGAGAGGAUUGUAUGUCGUUCCAUUCAAGAUCCGAUAGUUUUCUCCCUUGUCUUUUUAUUCAUUAUUUUGGAACUCACUGGUAAAUAUCAUUAUGUUUAUUGUAUUUCAUGUUUUAAUAUUAAUGGUAUUUCUUAAGUACAUCCACAGUAUUUUAUUAUAUAUCACUUAUUAUACAGAAUGUCAGAUUACUCAAGAGGUCAGAAUAGACAGAUUUUAUUGUACAGUAUAGCACACAAGUCAGAAUAGACAGGUUUUAGUGUACUAUAUAGCAGUCAGAGGUCAGAAUAGACAGGUUUUAUUGUACAGUAUAGCAAAGGUCUGAAUAGACAGGUUUUAUUGUACAGUAUUGCACAGAGGUCAGAAUAGACAGGUUUUAUUGUACAGUAUAGCACAGUCAGAGGUCAGAAUAGACAGGUUUUAUUGUACAGUAUAGCACAAAGUUUAGAAUAGACAGGUUUCAUUGUAGAGUAUAGCAUGGUCUUCAUUUUAUAUUUAAUAUUAUAUUAUGAUUUUUCCGUAUAUGACUUCCACACUCAUUGUUUUUAUUGAUGAGACUUUUCAUGUUUUUGACCAAACUUCAAUCUUUUGUUAUAGAUAUUUUUAUUGUUGAGGUUUUACUUGCUGUUAAUCCUACUUAAAAUUAUCUUCUUCAUCUUACAAUGUCACUCUUAAAUGACAACAAUUGUUUAACAAAUCUCAGCCGACCGUCACUUAUUUGUGUAAAACUGUACAGUGUAAAUUAUUGAAAAAAUAACAUUGAUCUCAUUAAGAAAACUUGUUAGAUUAUAAUCGGUUAAUUUGUAAACCGCUUUGAGAUGACCUACAAACUAGUUUGUGAUAAAGCGGUAUAUAUAAGAACCUCAAAUUAUUAUUGUAUUACAAAAUGUACUUAAAACACAAAGCCUCUAAAUAUGGCUUUCUGACCCAUCCAUCAUGACCUGUUUUCCUGAAUUCCUGAACAGUACCCGAUUAAUAAUCCGUUUUCGACAGUUUAUAUUAUAUACAUAUAGUGGUAGUGUGUGGACCUUUUUGUACACUGAUAUGUCUAUUACCACUUACUAGUACUCAGUUAUUGUUACAUUUUUAAGAUACCAGAAUGUGCCUUGAAGAGGUAUUGAUAUUUUUUUUGUAAAAUGAGAUUAUAGAUAUAAUCAGUGAAAGUCAAAUUAAUGGGGAUUCCAAUUGGCUUACACAAAUAUUUAUUUCAGAUAUAUGUAUUUAUACAGAUAUUUUCAGAUAGACAUACUGUAUACUGUGGAACUUUCACCAAGCCAAAAACUUGCCCGUCACUGUAAAAAAAUCCCGAUUCGGAAUGAUUCGCCCAGUGUAAAUCUCAACCUUCACACAUACCGACUAUUUAUAUAUAUUUAAUGUUGCGUACAGAUACUACGUCAUGAUAAAUUAACCCUCAUUAUGGAGAACGAAAAAAAAUGGUGAACAUUUCCCCAUGUACAGUAUAGCUAUACAGUUAUUGAUAUACAUGUACUCGAAAAUUAUAUUUACAUACCUACUUAAACAGUUAUUGACAAAUAAAGACUUGUACAUCCUUUUUGACAGAACAUUCAUGUAUGGUGGUAUGGCAUUGUCCGUCCGUCUGUUUACAUGUUAACACUUUGUAUGUUUACUGACGUAUGACGCAAGGUCGCUUGUUGUCAUCAUAUCUCUUGGUCCUCUACAUGUAUAUCUGUAUUCUAAACAUUUCCUUUCUAUGUCUCCCUCAUUAUAUUGCCAAACUGCUUUAUAAUGCCAAAUGAUCUCGGUGCAAAUGAUGGCAGUAUAGGAAGGUUUUACAGUGAUAAGUACAAAGUUUCCAAGACGGAUAAUAAACAGAAUUUAUUGUUAAUAUUACAUGCUUGAAGCCCCAUCAACUUGGGAAAGGUUAUUGGGGCCGAUUUAGAAAUGGUUGAUAGGAACAAAUGUAAAAUGAAAAUUAUAUCAAACAAACAAAAAAGGUAAGACAAACAAGACACCAGGCAGCUAUUUUGAUUUGCAAUUCAAGUUUGUUACCAUUAUUUUUAUGGAAAGUCACACUAAAGGAUUCAUGAUAUUAAUGCAUGAUCCCCUUUGUCCCUAGAUGUGUGCCUGUGCUCAUAUUUUAGAUGGAGCAGGAAAUCUAACAUAAAACAAGCCCCUUAUAGAUAUGUUACAACUUUGUUGCAUGGUCGCCAAAGUUAAACACUGCAUGUGUUUGUUCAAGAAGAGAAAGUAAUGACGAGAGAAAAAGCAUGCCAUGAUCAUUCAAUGGUCCCAAAAUCCCUCUGGGAUCUCUUGUUCACUUAACAGAUAUCCUUAUGUUGGUGCAAUGUAUUAAGAGUUUUGAAACAAAUGGACAUGUUUAAAUAUUGAAUAUUGUUUACUGCUAAAUUGGGUUUAUGCUGGUGUAGAUUUUGAGGUUGUCUCAUGAUCAGCCUUUUGUAAUCUGUCUUUACCAUUAAAUAUUUGCAUUUUCAUCUCUAAUAAAACUAUGGGAAUGGGUAAGGGUAAGGGUCCUUUGAACUAUCUUUACCAUUUGUUUUUCUGAUUUUUUUGUGAAAUGAAAUUAAUUAUCUCUUUUUUUUUAUUUAUUUAAUUAUGUCCAUAAAAUUAUCUUAAGAUGGGAUUAUUUAAGCAAUUCUCUUGUUUUUUUAUCUCUCCUUGUUAUUGAUAUGAAUUUUGCUUUCAUUGUGAAGGAAACUCAAUAAAAUAUUGUUUAAAGUAAAGGAUGUUGCAGAUCUCUUUAUUAUCAUUAUAAAUAUGAAU